Gigantopelta aegis is the source of this 783-nucleotide messenger RNA. Its product is annotated as sentrin-specific protease 1-like. Gene Ontology annotation, biological process: proteolysis. The coding region runs from base 1 to 783 and encodes 260 amino acids. Gene Ontology annotation, molecular function: cysteine-type peptidase activity. The transcript has 5 exons. Lineage: Eukaryota; Metazoa; Mollusca; Gastropoda; Neomphalida; Peltospiridae. The record is from RefSeq and is a predicted model, not a curated record.
AUGGAAGAUUUUAGCAUCAAGUUUCCCAAGAACAUCGGUGAAGCGGCAUCAAGUGGGCACUGUAUUGUGAACCAUUUUAUGUUAGAAUAUGAGAGUGACCCUCUCUUGGACACUUUCGCAAACUUCGCUGCUGCCAGUGCAAGUAUUGUCACCCAGGGCAUAGAUGAUAUCGUCAACAGUUUCCUGGCUAAGCUCCAGAGAUCAGUCAACUGGGACAGGAAAAAGAGGGUUCUAGUUUUGUCAUCCUUCUUGGCAGACAAAUGGGAGAAGGGGAGUAAAGGCAUACGUCAAUGGAUCUAUAAAUUGGUGAGGUUCGCAACAUACGAUCUAAUUUUGCUGCCAGUAUGUACUGCUGCACACUGGUUCCUGAUGGCAAUUGAGCCAAAAAAAAAUGUACAAGAAUACAUAUCAGAGCAUGAGAAACAUGUCCCUGGGGGUCUUUUUGAGUGGAACAGUGUGCAAUAUCUCUGCAGCCAGCAGUUGGAUGGGAACAGCUGCGGUAUAUUCACAUGCAUGAAUGCUGAAUGCCUUGUGAAAGAUGUUUGCCUGACGGUCAUGCGCCAGCACCACGUUCCAUACUAUCGGGAGUAUGUGAUGAAGACACUGCUAGCUGCCAGGAACACAGUUAACUGCGACUCCAAACUGUGUUUGCGUCCACAAUUAAAAUGCUUGGAAUGGAAGGGUUGUGAUGGAUGUUUGAUGUGCGAGCAUUCUGUUUGCACGAUAAUAGCAGACAAGCACCCGUACUGUGGACUUUGUUUGCCAUUGCACUACAAAAACUAA